This is a messenger RNA of Homalodisca vitripennis (glassy-winged sharpshooter), 2202 nucleotides long. Its product is annotated as probable cytochrome P450 301a1, mitochondrial. The record is from RefSeq and is a predicted model, not a curated record. Lineage: Eukaryota; Metazoa; Arthropoda; Insecta; Hemiptera; Cicadellidae. Bases 555 to 2135 code for a protein of 526 amino acids. The transcript has 11 exons. Gene Ontology annotation, molecular function: iron ion binding; heme binding; monooxygenase activity.
CGUAACAGAGAAACAGAGCAAAUUCAUCAUAACCUCCAAAAAUAUCAAUACAAAGGGAAGUAUGAUUAUAUAGUAAUAUAGAGCUUGCAAUGACUGUGUUUGUGGCAACAAUCGCCUGCACUGACUGUAAGUGAUGUAGGCGAGCGAAGGUUCGCUGGUAAAAAGAAAGUAGUUUCCCGAACCCUGCCCGCGCCGCCACAUAGCUGAAGGACGACUUCUCUCUCCUCGAUGGGUAUGUAGGCCGUGAUAGUGUCGUAGGCUGACCUGGCUUCUGUCUGCAUCUCUCCGCGCUCAUCUGACAGGUCAGUGUACCGUGGUACGUAGUGGGUUCAGAAUGUGACCCAAGUCCAAUAAAGUGUGUUGGACAGAAGUAAAUUGUGCACAGUGUUAUUGUUACGGUAGUCACUGUGUUUUAAUGUUUAGUGAAUGAAAAGUCACUGUGAAUUAUUGUGAAAGUGGCCGAGAAACUCCUCAUUUAUUGCGGUUCAUUAUUUUCCACAGGUUUCAAACGCAAUUAGUAUUUCAAGGAGAAAAUUCAGGAUAUUAUCAGCAAAAUGAGGGAUGGAAACUUAUUGAAGAGGCUAUCAACCAGACUCCUGCAGAGCUCAAAAACCACCAAUAGCCCCACACGAUUAAAAUCGUCAGCCGUGGAAGACUGGACAGCUGUGGAAGAUGAGUACCUGAGUGCCCGCCCCUACACUGAGGUGCCCGGCCCUGCACCGCUUCCUCUGCUGGGAAACUCUUGGCGAUUCAUCCCUCUCAUCGGAGAUUACCGGAUAGAAAACAUUGACCAGGUGUGUUGGCGACUACAUCGGAGGUACGGAAACAUCGUCAAGUUGGCAGGCCUGCUGGGACGACCCGACAUGGUGUUUGUAUUUGAUGCAGAUGAGAUAGAGCGUGUGUUCCGUAGCGAGGAGCUCAUGCCUCAUCGUCCGUCCAUGCCUUCCCUCAACUACUACAAGCAUGUCUUGCGUAAAGACUUCUUCGGCAAGGAUGCUGGAGUCAUUGCUGUCCACGGAGAGCAGUGGUACAGAUUCCGGAGCAAAGUUCAGCAGCCAAUGCUACAGCCCAGAACAGCAAAACUCUACAUUCAGCCCAUUGAAGAGACAGCUGAAGCCUUCAUCGAAAGGGUUCGAUUAAUAAGAAACUCAGAUCAAGAAGUUCCAAAUGAUUUCCUGAAUGAAAUUCAUAAAUGGUCUCUGGAAUCAAUAGCGCGGGUGGCACUGGACGCUAGGCUGGGGUGCCUGGACGACUCAUCCUCUCUGCAGGCCGAGACCCAAGCCCUCAUCGAUGCGAUCAACACUUUCUUCCACAAUGUCGGUGUCCUCGAGCUCAAGAUACCCUUCUGGCGAGUGUUCAAUACUCCAACCUGGCGGAAGUACAUCGGAGCCCUUGACACAAUUACUAACAUAACAAUGAAACACAUAACUGCAGCUAUGGAGAGGCUGCAGCACCAAGGCAAUGUUGAGUGCACUGCACAGUCGUCUCUACUGGAGAGAGUCCUGGCACUACAACCUGACAAUCCUAGACUGGCCUGCAUCUUGGCUCUGGACAUGAUUCUUGUUGGCGUCGAUACAACGUCGGCUGCCGUAGCGUCUAUCCUGUAUAUGCUCAGUCUACAUCCUGACAAACAGCAACGCUUGUAUGCGGAGGUGAGCGAGGCCCUGCCCCCUGGCACCAACCUCACAGCCGAGAGACUAGAGCAGAUGCCUUACCUGCGAGCUGUAAUCAAGGAAACAUUAAGAAUGUAUCCAGUGGUCAUCGGCAAUGGGAGAUGUAUGACUCGAGAUUCUGUUGUAGCUGGAUACCAAAUACCCAAAGGGACACAAAUAGUAUUUCAGCAUUACGUAAUAAGCAAUUCGGAGCGUUACUUUUCUGAACCUGCAAAGUUCUUGCCAGAGCGAUGGCUGAGACCAAACCGAGUGCAGUGCCACCCCUUCGCUUCACUUCCCUUCGGCUACGGGCGGAGAAUGUGCUUGGGCCGCAGGUUCGCAGACUUGGAGUUACAGACCAUCGUAGCAAAGAUGAUCCAAGCAUUCCAAAUAGAGUAUCACCACAAGAAGUUGGGUUACAGCAUUCAUCCUAUGUACAUGCCAGAUGGCCCUCUCAGAUUCAAAAUGGUGGACCGAAUAUGAUAUACUGUAUUUUCAUGUACCUUGUAAAUAUAAUUUGUAUGAAUAAAUAUUAAAACAUUUUAUAGUA